Molecule: messenger RNA, 793 nt
Organism: Sphenostylis stenocarpa
Lineage: Eukaryota; Viridiplantae; Streptophyta; Magnoliopsida; Fabales; Fabaceae
Source: the annotation of a GenBank genome assembly
AUGGACCAAAUAACGGAUUCAGAAAUGGAUCAACAGAGACAAGGCUAUCAUCAUUCUGAACCCUGUAUCCUUACGAGAGGAGCCACAAAUAUCUCACAGCCGAAUAAUAUGCAUGCAAUGGUGAGAGCGUCUGGGAACACCACUAAUGUUGAUUCUCACUUUCUGCCAGAUGCUUAUGACAAUGCUAGGGUGUAUGGUGUUACACAAUACAACGGCAUUCAGCCUCCCCAUAAUCUUGAUAUGGGUGUGCCAGCUGCAGCCAACUUGUAUUAUUCUGGCAUUAAUCCUUCUUCUAGUGCUGGCGUUUUCACUCUGCCGCAAAAUCAUAGAGCCUCUGAUCAGUUGCCUGGUUCAAGUACAUUUGCUGUUGCUGGGGUUUCUUCUGAUAAUUUUGGAAGAAGUUCUGGUUUCAUGGAUGAUGUUAGAGGUCCCUACAAAAGGAAAAUUGCUGAAGGGAUGAGAGGAAAUUACCAAUAUUUUAAUGCAUCAUCUAGCUCUUCAAUUGCUCCUCCUAAUGCAAGACACACUUCUGAUGGUAUUGCUAUGAUGGAUACUGCACCCUUUUCAUUCCGCAUCCCUUCACUUGUGGAAGUAGGACCUCAUGCUAGUGCAUGGACCAGGGCAGGUGAGUCUAUUAUGGUGCAUGACCAUAAUCAUUUGAUUCAUGGAAACUAUUUAGGGCAGCACUUUCAGCCAGCUGCUCCUCCAUGGUUGGAUCAGCAGUUGAACAGUAACAAUAGUGACGGCCAUACUACACCCUGGAAUCAGUCGCUUCCAAUGCCUUAUGUACAAG